UAUGUUAUGGUUGAGUAUUGCCUGCAUCGGAUAGAACUAUACCUUUGUAGGAUUUCAUUGCGAGAUUGGACCAUGGGUUGCUGUAAUGCCUUAAGAACCUAUUCAAGGUUUUUAAGACCAAAUCAGUUAACGACCAUCUUAAAUCGAAACUUUGGACAACCAGUAGCACAAACUCAUCCCCAUCUUCUCAAACAAGGGGAAGUUACUCCAUUUAUCACAAAGGAAGAAUAUAGCCAAAGGCGUCACAAUGUCUUCAAGCUUGCCUCAGAUCAGUUUGAAGGAUCAAAACGUGUGAAGGACCAUAUCAUGAUAUUCCCAUCAGCAUGUAGACUUUACAUGACCAUCCCAAUCCCAUAUCCUUUCAGACAAAACACAGACUUUUUCUACCUUAGUGGCUUCCAGGAAGCAGAUAGUGUCCUAAUCUUACAUAACAGUCACAAAGUUACCACCUCAAAUAAGACCCCAAGCUCCCAAAGUGGAAUGACAUCUGUGCUUUUUGUGCCAAGGAAGGACCCUCAUGCCGAGCUUUGGGAUGGGGAGCGAUCUGGCCCUAAGGGGGCAAUGGAAAUCACAGGGGUAGAUGGGGCAUACAACUCAGAAUGUUUACGACAAUUUUUACACGAUUACUCUGAGCACCAUUCUGACUAUGUGAUAUGGUAUGAUAUAGAGGGCAAGGUUCAUCCUCAGCUGCAUAGUCAGGGAAUUGAGGACUUCAUUCUGCAGGGAAAACAAAAAUGUGUGGAGACCACUUCACGGACUAUACACCGAACUAGGGUCAUCAAGUCACCAGCUGAGGUUCAACUCAUGCAAAAAAGUGUUGACAUUGCCUCCGAGUCACUUGAAGAGGUCAUGAAGUUUUCCUACCCCCAGGUGAAUGAGUCUUAUCUUGAAGCCAAGAUGGAGUUUGAAUGUGUACUUCGGGAUGCUCAGAUGUUGGCCUAUCCACCUGUUGUUGCUGGUGGUAACCGUGGAAAUACCAUCCAUUACACCAGAAAUAAUCAAAUAGUGCCUGAUGGGGAUAUGAUCCUGAUGGACGCAGGAUGUGAAUACCACGGCUUUACCAGUGACCUCACCAGGACGUGGCCUGUGUCAGGUCGGUUCAGUCCAGUACAGCGAUGUCUCUAUGAAAUGGUUCUGCGUAUCCAGCUGGAAGUUAUCCCCCUUUGUACACCAGAGUUCACUCUGGAGCAGGUGUAUGUGUACAUGCUUCAUCUGUUAGGAGAUGAACUUGUGUCUCUUGGUCUAAUAAAGCCUAAAGACAAGUCAUCAAAUCACGCAGAGGAGGUAAGAAAGUUUUAUCCUCACCAUAUUGGCCACUAUUUGGGGAUGGACGUACAUGAUACCCCGACUAUGUCACGACACACCAAACUCCAGCCGGGCAUGAUCAUCGCCAUAGAACCAGGUGUCUAUAUUCCUACGGAUCGCACCAGUGUGCCAGAGCAGUAUCGAGGGAUUGCCAUACGGAUAGAAGAUAACUUGCUUAUCACAGAGUCUGAGCCCAUCGUCUUGUCUGCAAAGUGUGUGAAAGAUCCAGAUGAAAUUGAAGAGCUGAUGGCCACCAAAUCCUGAGACUCACAAAUACAAGAAAAUAGCGCACCUCCAAAGAAAGCUCUCGUAGAGAAAAUGAAAAUGAUUUUGCAUACCGUGGUCAAUGGAAGAUGUUUUGUGAGAUUUUAUGGACUGGAAAAAUUAGAAAAUCUAUGUUCAGGAUUAAGUUGAAAAUUACUUUUAAACUAAAUAUUUGAACAUCAUUCAAUUCAUAGAGAGUGAACAGAAAUAAUCAGCAGUGAUUUCAUGAGUCAAUGAUUAAAAUGACUUGCAUGUUUCUAUACCGAGUCCAAUAUGUGAAUAAUUGACUAAUAAUGAUAAGAGUCAAGGCACCCAAACCAAUUCAAAAGUCUUCAAAUUAAGAACCCACUGUUUAAAUUUAACAUUAUUGUGUUACAUUGUAUUUGAUAAUUUAUAAUCUAUUACAUUUUUGUAAAGGUAUAAUUGUUCUUAGAUUUAAUCAUUACAUGAUGGAUUGCUUUGUGAAGUGGAGUCAUGUUUUUGUUUAAGCGAUUUAUUUUUGGUCCAGUAAUUUGCAGUACAAUCUUUGACUGAUAGCAAAGGUACUUAGUUUUGUAUUCAGUUCAAAAUCAAUGCAACAUGAUUUCUAGUCCUCGGCUCCACACCAGGCUGCAAUGUGUAAUAACAAUCACCAACAGUAUUAGUAUAUUUUUAUAACUGCUGUGUCCUACAAAAUCCUAUGCUUCAUAUCACUUACACCCCAUACCAUCUGUGCCAAAUAAAAUAGGAAUGCAGUACCUUCCACUUGAUUGCGUAACACUUAAUAGGGUAUUUCGUUUAUUGGGGUAAAUUCAAAAACCAAAACCAUUUUCUCUUAAAUCAUGUUUAAAAAAUUGUUUAUUAUAAUUGGUUUGGAAAAGUUGUAUUUUUCGGUUAUUCGACUUCGACAAUCUAACCAAAAAAAUGGAUAUGCUCCAAUUUUAAACAAACAAGGAACAUAUAUUUUGAGAACAGAAAAUAUCUUGUGUUUUAUAUGGACAAUUUUUAAACCACAUUAUAUGGACAAACCAGUUUGUUAAUGUUUAGCCCACAUCUAACUUUUCAGUGUUUACAAGAUGUUCAGAUGCUAAUACAGGCCUUGAAAGUCUUUUUCAAGACUUGUUUGGGAGCAUCCUAAAAUCACUAGAUCUAUUCUUAUUUCACAAACAACUCUGGUCCAAUAUGUUACUUCGUAAGUUCUGCAGGUGAUAAAAUAAUUCUCAAUUUUCCAGAUACCAAACUGUAAAUUACAGAUGGUCCAGUAGACCUAUAUCUGACUAAUUCAAUCCAACCUCUGAUUUAAGUAUUACUCUGGACCACAAGUUUUAGUUAGCAGGUUUACUGUAUUGAGAUGUUUAAAAUUAAACAGCUUGGACAUCA
Pecten maximus is the source of this 2928-nucleotide messenger RNA. RefSeq names its product xaa-Pro aminopeptidase 3-like. Gene Ontology annotation, cellular component: mitochondrion. NCBI's taxonomy places the organism in Eukaryota, Metazoa, Mollusca, Bivalvia, Pectinida, Pectinidae. The record is from RefSeq and is a predicted model, not a curated record. Gene Ontology annotation, molecular function: manganese ion binding; metalloaminopeptidase activity.